ACACGGGAGCUGCAAUUUACGAGGCGUCAUUGAAGGCAACAAAUAAGAGCAAGUGAGCGAGCGAGGGAGAGAAAGGGGGUUUGCUCAUCAGCGUUUUUUCCGUUUUCUGGCGGCUCGUUGUUCCUCCUCCUGCCGUGUCACUGGACUAAAAAAAAAAAGAGGAAGGAAUAUGGUUUGGUGCGACGCUCCUCCCGUUUAGUAGCGGAUCUCUGCAAACACGGACAGGAGGCUGUCGGUCCCGGUAAAAGCCGCUUCCAACACCUGAGACUAUCGCCCACAGUCCUGCAGGAGAGCAGCCAGCACACCGCGACUCAUAAAUGGUGGAGGCCGUGGUGGAGUUCGAUUAUGAGGCUCAGCAGGACGAUGAGUUGACCCUGACGGUGGGCGACAUCAUCAAGAACAUACGGCGGGACGAUGGCGGCUGGUGGGAGGGCGAGCUGGGCGGACGCAGGGGGUUCUUCCCCGAUAACUUUGUCAGGGAGUUAAAGAAGGAAGGGAAGAGAGAUGGAGGACAGGUGGGGAUGAUUAAGUCUGAACUCUCCAACGGCAGGGCCAGCCCGGUGUCGGACACCAGCAUGCGACCUGGAAAGAAAGGAGAGCAAAUCCGUAAGCGAAGAUGUAAGGCUUCCUUCAGCUAUGCACCUCAGCAUGAAGACGAACUGGAGUUGAAAGUCGGAGAUGUCAUUGAGAUCAUCGCAGAGGUGGAGGAGGGAUGGUGGGAAGGGCUUCUUAAUGGGAAGAUUGGAAUGUUUCCCUCCAAUUUCACCAAAGAGAUGCUGGCAGAUUCAGACGCUCCCUCCCUGGAAACUCCCAACUCACAGGAGGAAAUCCACCACAGCCGCACCAGUAAAGACAGUCCUGGCAGUGAAAGCGAUGGAGGAGACAGUCGGUCAGAAUCAGGAUCAGAAAUCCAACCCAAGAAGAUUCAGGGGAUUGGCUUCGGUAACAUCUUCAAAGACCAGCCCAUCAAGCUCCGGCCACGCUCCGUGGAUCUGGAUUCAGACAAGGGCAACGAAGGAAAAGACGCAAGUGUAGCAGCUGAAACCAUGAAGACCGAACCUGAUGGCAAAGCUAAUGUGCGGGAGCAGUGUAAGGUCCUUUUCCCAUAUGAAGCACAAAAUGAAGACGAGCUGACGCUGAAAGAAGGGGACAUCAUCAAUAUUAUCACAAAGGAAUGUGCCGAUGCAGGUUGGUGGAUGGGGGAGAUCGGUGGGAGGCAAGGUGUCUUCCCAGAUAACUUUGUCAAACUGCUUGAAGUUGAGAAAGAGAGACCAAAGAAACCGCCGCCACCCAUCGCUCCAUCAGCCAAACACACCACAGAGAAAAAAUCAGAAGCGAAGAAGGUUCCUCCAGAGCGGCCUGAGCAUCUGCCUCAAAGAGACCCGGAUCGAGGUGAAGAGAUGAAGAUUGGAGAAAUUGUUAAGCCCUCCCUCCCAGCUCACCUUCCCAAGAAACCCCUCCCCCCAAAGUCAAGCUCCUCCUCUUCCUCCCAUCCCCCACGGCGUCCAGAGAGGCCGCCUACAUUAGCGUGUGAAAGCCCCAAGUCUGAGGGCGGGGCUUCAACCCCAGAUUCUGCCCCUGACAGGUCACAGGCCACUGAUCUCGACCUGGACUCGGUCGUCUCCUCGACAGAGAAGCUGAGCCACCCGACGGCGUCACGGCCGAGAGUCACAGACCGCCGGCCUCGCUCCCAGAUCAUCACACCUUCGUCUCUGUCCAGCACAGAGCUGGACUCUCCAACGGUGGAGGACAGGAAGGACAGGAGGAAAGACGACCAGGAGUCCGUCCCCGUCAAGAAAGGAAUCCCAGUCAUCCCAGUACAUGACAUUAAGGCCCCGCUGCCUAAACCCUCCAUCCUGCCCCCGCCUAACUCCGGCCACCGCUCCAUGUCCCCGUCCUCCUCCUCGGGUCUGACCCCAUCCCCGGAGCUCCGGCAGUCGCCGCUCACGCCGACGCCGCCGACGCUGGAGGAACUCAGGAACCAACUGAGAGACUUGAGAGCCUCCAUAGAGAUGCUGAAGCACCAGCACAGGCAGGAAAUGAAGCACUUAGCCAACGCUUUGGAUGAAGAGAAGAAGAUACGUGUUAGUUUACAGGUGGAAGUAGAGCACAUAAAGAAGAGCCUGUCCAAAUGAAGACUGAAGAAUCAAUUUCUCACCACAUCUGAGGCCACAUUAAAAAACAAAAAACAAAAAAAUGGAAAAAGAUUAACUUUCUCACAGUUGGAUUUGACAUUUCCGCCAAAACUAAGUUUGUGCCAAACGAUUGCUACCAUCACCAACGGUUCAGCACCAUGGAUUCAGCUACAUUUCCUCCCCUCUGAGCCGCCUUAUCCUGCGUUUACUUCUUUCUUUUUUACCUUCUGUUAAAGAGGCUUCUCUGUUUGGUUUACUGCUAUCUUCGCUGUGCCACUGGUACAAGGACGCGCCUGGAGCCGCGGCUGCCUGGUACUGUUUUAAGUUUCCCAGAGUGAAGGAAACCUCAGCCUCUGUAGCCUGGUCUGACCAGAAGACCUCUGUGCAGUUCUGCGUCCACUUUGCGGCCUUCACCUCCUGUCUGUGUGUGUGUGUGUAUGGGUGUGUGUUUGUAUGUUUGUUUUCAUGUGAUGUGAGGACCUGAUGUAUUGAGGUUCAAAGGGGGGACAUUUUUAGAACCUAUAUUUCCAAUUUAUCAAAAAUAAAAUUCUGAGCACUUAAA
This is a messenger RNA of Poeciliopsis prolifica (blackstripe livebearer), 2697 nucleotides long. RefSeq names its product SH3-domain kinase binding protein 1 (gene sh3kbp1). The transcript is spliced from 19 exons. The record is from RefSeq and is a predicted model, not a curated record. The coding region runs from base 318 to 2135 and encodes 605 amino acids. Lineage: Eukaryota; Metazoa; Chordata; Actinopteri; Cyprinodontiformes; Poeciliidae. Gene Ontology annotation, molecular function: protein binding.